Apodemus sylvaticus (European woodmouse) is the source of this 1835-nucleotide messenger RNA. It is a transcript of the gene Ccl22, whose product is annotated as C-C motif chemokine ligand 22. NCBI's taxonomy places the organism in Eukaryota, Metazoa, Chordata, Mammalia, Rodentia, Muridae. The record is from RefSeq and is a predicted model, not a curated record. The transcript is spliced from 3 exons. Gene Ontology annotation, cellular component: extracellular region. Gene Ontology annotation, biological process: inflammatory response; monocyte chemotaxis; G protein-coupled receptor signaling pathway. Bases 83 to 361 code for a protein of 92 amino acids. Gene Ontology annotation, molecular function: chemokine activity; CCR chemokine receptor binding.
UAGUGGGUGGAGAGAGAGCUUAAGUAUCAGACCUGCCUGUCCUCUGGCCAUUACACACCUGACUAGGAUACAUACAUACAUCAUGUCCACCCUGAAAGUCUCAGUCCUGGUGGUGCUCGUCCUUCUUGCUGUGGCGAUUCAGAUCUCUGAUGCAGGUCCCUACGGUGCCAAUGUGGGAGACAGUAUCUGCUGCAACGACUACCUCCGUCGCCCUCUGCCAACGCGUUUAGUGAAGGGGUUCUCCUGGACCUCAAGAUCCUGCCGCAAGCCUGGCGUUGUUUUGAUAACCAUCAAGAACGUAGGAUUCUGUGCCGACCCCAGGCAUCCCUGGGUGAAGAAGCUACUCCAUAAGCUGGCCUAGAGAGGAGGACCUGAUGCCCAUGGGUCUGCUGUGGUCCAGGAAGGCUCAGCAAACCCUAUCCUCUGCCCUUCCAGCAAGAGCCAUGCCAACAACGCCACCUUUGCUCACCUCCAUCCCCUGGGCUGUCACUCUGAGAGGCCCUGGUCCCUCUACCUUCCCUCUCUCCCUGCCAGCUCACCCUUUUCCGACAUGGCUGCUGGGACGCACAUUCUGGCCAGCCUUACCCUAUAAUACCGACUCCCCACUGCUUUAGAUGAGACCAGGGUCCUUGUUUCAGUGCCCUGUUCCUAGGACACCUUCCCCAUCCCCAACCUUGGCCCCUUUCUCUUCUUACAUGGAGGGAAGACCCAUAUGGUUCAACUGCGUGUUACCCAGUUCCCUGUCUGGGAGGUUGCUGAUACCCGGGAUGGUAUUCCUGCUGCAGGCACCCAUCCAGCACCACACGCCUCCCAGGCGUCCAUCACUCCCAGUGGCCCACCCACCAAGGCCCACCCUUAAGAUUUCCUUAGCCUCCACCUACUCUCAGUAGAAUUCUGGGAGUUUCAGCUGGUCCACUAGAGCCCAAGGUCCCCACCAGAGCCCCUCUUGUUUCUUGGUCUCUAGCAUGGGGCAGGGAGCACGGGGCAGGCUCAGGAUCAGAUUUCUGAAAGGAGCUGCAGACUCCAUAAGUAAAAGGACUAUUACACCUCCCCCCCCCCCAUCCCUGAAUAUAAGGCAGUUUCCUGUCAACACAGAGACUCGGGUUGUUAGGAAGGGGCUAGGUACGUCAACCAUGAAACCCUAAAUUUACCACGAAUCAACUUCUAUCCCUCUUUAACCACAUGCUAGAACUUUCACUUUCUCGGCCCCACUCGACUCCUUGCCUGUGUAGCUGAUAGUCAAAGCCAUGCCAAUGACUACCAUAGUUUGGUAUUAUAAGCUAUAGUUAUAUUUAUAUAGGAAAGAGGAUAAAUAUAUGUAAGGCCAAAUAGACGAAUGCAGAGUUUGGGGACCUGGGAGCAGGGAGGGCCAUGCAAACUGAUUCAUCAGAAAGCAGCUGGUUGUGGGAGCUGCUGCCAGUGGCACAGUUCAGUUAAAGAACUUAGUUGAAAUUGUUCUUGAGUGACUGAGGCCAAGACAAGAAUUUAGAACUCAUUCUUGCUCCCCCGGAGACAACAGUGUCCCAGGGGAGGGAAUAAACCCGUUUUAUCCUCUGGAGGGAAUGUGGCCUGGCUUAGAGGAGAGACUGGAUUGUGUGACCCCGAGGGCGUUGCUAUUCCUCUCUGAGCCUCAGCUGGCUGAAUAUGGGACCAAAGAGGGCUUGAUCCAAACCACAGGGAUUGACAGUGCCAGCCUCAGCUGUGUCCAGAGCUCAUGUCCUUCCAGAAGGAGCAUCUGGACGACCAGGGCCACCAUUCAUGCUACUCUGUCCACUGCCCAUGCAUGUCCUGAGGGUCCCCUCCUCUCCUACUUCUGGGAAAAUAAAUGUUCACCA